AUGCUAUCAAUAGUGGAAGAAGAUAUUACUGAAGCCAAGGAAAAGUAUAUAGUUCAUCAAUGCAAUUGUAUCACGAAGUAUGCAAAAGGAUUGGCAAAGCAAAUAUUUGAUAAAUUUCCAUAUUCCAAUGUAUACAAAAAUCGAGAAAGGUAUAGUGCUAAUAUACCAGGUGCUAUUAUAGUCUGUGGUAACGGAACCGAUCAAAGAUACGUUAUAAAUUUAAUUGGCCAAUUUAGUGCUGGAAAACCUACUAAAUCUGAUACUAUUGAGAAUAGAGAAGGAUAUUUUCAGUCAUGUUUAUCCGAAAUCGCUAAAAUUGACAAUCUUGAAUCAAUUGCUUUUCCAUAUCGAAUUGGGUGUGGAUUAGCUGGCGGAAAUUGGGAAUCAUAUGAGAAAAUGCUAAGAAAUUUUGCUGAAGAAGUCAAAGUUCCGGUUGUUUUAUACAAAUUUGAGGAAAAGAAGUAA
Messenger RNA from Trichomonas vaginalis G3, 465 nucleotides. Its product is annotated as Macro Poa1p-like domain-containing protein. Lineage: Eukaryota; Parabasalia; Trichomonadida; Trichomonadidae. Gene Ontology annotation, biological process: peptidyl-glutamate ADP-deribosylation. The transcript has a single exon. The record is from RefSeq and is a predicted model, not a curated record. The coding region runs from base 1 to 465 and encodes 154 amino acids.